ACAUUUUUUGUAUACAGGACCUCAACAGUUGAACCAGAGCAUUGAGCUGAUCCAUGUAGUUAGAUUAGACGAAGCGUGUUUCGUGUGGGUGUGGUGGACUUGCUGAUCAAACACCGUAGACUUCAAAAUAUAUCAGAAGCAAACAGCAGUGCCAGAGUGGAUGGGAACGAGAAAGAAAGAGCCAGCAUGAGCACUAUGGAGAAACAGACUCUGGCGUUCAGAGACAGGCUUCUGAAGAGCCCUCUGCUGAAGAAGGAGAAUCUCAACCCUAAGACAUGGCUCAACUCUGAGUCGGUGAAAAGCUUCACAGAUUUGGUCCUGCAGAGAGACACCACUGAGCCUGACACCAGUUAUGACAAUGCGGUGAUGCUUUUGGAGUCUGAGAAGGAGUACAUUGAGGCAGCUAAGAGAAAUGAUAUUGAGUUCAUGAAACUCAAUGGAAGAGGUGUAAACGUCAACGCCAAGAAUGUACACUACCGAACUGCGCUUCACUAUGCCGUGGCCUUCCGCAAUGUGGAGGCUGUCGAGAUCAUCCUGAGAAGACGAGCGAAGCUUGACUUACAGGACAGGCAUGGGAUUACUGGCAUGCACUUGGCCGCCUGGUUCGGCAGUCUGGACAUCCUGAAAUUACUGGUACAAGCAGGGGCUGAUCAGUCUGUGGAGACCAAGGAAGGGAUGAACAUGAUGCACUGCGCUGCCAUAAACAACCAUACGGACAUCAUGGGCUACAUCAUUGAUGAUCUGCAGAUGAAGGAGCUGGAUAAGAGAGAUCAGCAUGGGAACAGGCCUUUUGCGGUGGCUGCAGAGCAUGGCUGUGUGCGGAUGCUGGAGAUGUUAAUGGAGGAUCCCUACAACAUGGCCACCACAGAGGCCAAUGAGAAUGGAGACACGCCACUCCACUUGGCUGCAAAGAAUGGCCAGCUGGAAGCAGUGCAGCUGCUCCUUGACAACUUUGAAAGCCGUGAUGAAGUCAACAAGGCUGGGGAGACGGCGCUCUACCAGGCCGCAGACGGAGGCCAUGAGGAGUGUGUGGAGGCGUUGCUGGACGCGGGAUGUGACCUCAAUAUCACCUCCAAUGUCAAGAGCUCCCCUUUGCACCCAGUGUGUGAGAGAGGCUACACUUCACUGGCGAAGAUCCUCAUUGACAAUGGAGCUUGGACCAAUGCACAAAACCAGCACCUGCAGGCUCCCCUGCACCUGGCUGUGCACAACUCUCACAUCCCCGUUAUCCACACGCUACUGGAGGCUGGCUGUGACCCCAACAUCACUGAGCAGAUGGGACAGACUGCUCUCCACAUUGCAGCAGAGCUUGGCAAGGUGGACGUGGUGGAAAUGAUCUUGAAAGCCGACUUGGAUCUGGAGCUCAAGGACAGGCAAGGCAAGACUGCCCUGGCUGUGGCCGCCCGGGCAGAUGUUGUGAUCAUUGUAGACAUGAUAAUCAAAGCAGAAAGAUACUUCCACUGGAGAAGGACCAAUGCAGUGACGAAUGAGAUUCUUCACAAUGAAUUACCGCUGACGUUCAAAGUGGACCACCGAGCCGACACAAAGCAGAUCCGCGACACCAUGUGGAGACUGGCGUACAAGUGCUUCAAGCGCAACGAGUGGAAGAGGCUAGCAGAAUACUGGGGAUUCACCCAGCAGCAAAUGGCUGCCAUUGAGGAACAGUGGACAGGGCCCCAGAGCUACCAGGAACAUGGCAACAGGAUGCUUCUGAUCUGGCUCCAUGGGGUGAUUAGCACACAGAGGAGUGCUGCCAAAGAGCUGUACGAGGGACUUCUCUCCACAGGGAACAGAAAAGUCGCAGAGAAAAUGCGAAUGGAAGCAGAGAACAAUAUAAAGAAAUGCACUAUUUCCUGAUGCUGGACGAGGAAGGACUAUUUUGCACAGAGGACACCAGCUAAAUGAUUUCUGAGACUCUUGUCUGAUGUGUGCGGUGUUCUAUUACAUUUGCCAUUUUGCACAUUUUUUCAACAUAAUUGCUUUCUUAUAGGCUAAGGCUACAGUCACUUUGAACUCAGGCAAGGACUUUGUACCAGUUCAUACAGUAUAUCUGUUGAACAUCACAUCUCUCUAAAAAAGCAGCUAAUUCAUUGUUCAGUCAAAGCAUGGUGGCCGUCUUUGUCUGAAAACAUUCAGAUGUUUUAUUGUUGGUAUACGGACAGUGAAAAUACAAAUUUCAAGUAUGCGUCUUAACUUCAGACAUUAUCAUUACAAACAAGGAAAUGAUUGCACAACAACUCUAGGACAGGUCAUUAUUGUAGAAAACAUUAAAUUAAAAAAUAAAUAUUUCAAGUAUCUCAAAAACAUCAGUUUAACCUUAAAAGGCAUUUUAAAAAUGCAUGGCCAUAGUAUGGCUUUCAUCAAACCACUUUCUGCUUAACUCAUAGUUUUUCUCAAAAGGUUAAUUUAUUCAAUCUUAAACCAAUGAACAUAAUUCUAAAAGGCAGGGAUAGCAUCCUUGUGAAGAGAAAAAAUCCCAUUCGUCCUUCCAGUAAAAAAAUGCAGUGUGUACUUGCUUUCUUCACUGGCAUAGACUAAAACGUGUGUGUCUCUGUGUAUGUACUGGUGUUGUGAUACUGAAAAAAAUAAAACAUUUUUUUUUCUUG
Alosa alosa (allis shad) is the source of this 2606-nucleotide messenger RNA. It is a transcript of the gene ankdd1b, whose product is annotated as ankyrin repeat and death domain containing 1B. Gene Ontology annotation, biological process: signal transduction. NCBI's taxonomy places the organism in Eukaryota, Metazoa, Chordata, Actinopteri, Clupeiformes, Clupeidae. The record is from RefSeq and is a predicted model, not a curated record. Gene Ontology annotation, molecular function: protein binding. The coding region runs from base 187 to 1857 and encodes 556 amino acids. The transcript has 15 exons.